AUGGCUCCUGCACGAAGAAUCAAAACUUUGCUAACCGUCAACAUCUUCGUCUUCUUGGGGAUAGUCCUGUUUUCCGUCUAUUGUCGGAUUUCCGAACGCUCCGAGGAGCUGGUCCAGAUCCCCGACCGGAGAGUCAGGAGCCGGAGUAGCAGGGAGCAGCUUCUGAAGGACAGAGAGAACAUCCUGCAGCGGUUGGACCAUUUGGAAGAAGUGGUUUACAACCAGCUCAAUGGGCUCGCUAAACCGAUCGGACUGAUGGAAGGACCUGGAGGACUAGGUCAAGGAGGAAUCGCUGCCACUCUGAGAGACGACAGUCAUGAGUUUGACGCCAAGUAUGAAGACUAUGGCUACAAUGCCCAGCUCAGUGACAGGAUAUCACUCGACAGGUCGAUACCCGACUACAGACCACAAAAGUGUAAACAGAUGACAUACCAGAGCAACCUCCCUCAGAUCGCCGUGGUCUUCAUCUUUGUGAAUGAGGCUUUGUCAGUCAUCCUGCGAUCAGUGCACAGUGUCGUCAAUCACACGCCUCCACAUCUCCUCAAAGAGAUCAUUCUUGUCGAUGACAACAGCGACAGUGUGGAACUGAAAUUCAAUCUGGACCAGUAUAUCAACAAGAGAUACCCUGGGCUUGUAAAAAUAGUUCGCAACAGCAAGAGGGAAGGGCUGAUUCGAGCCAGAAUACAAGGCUGGAAGGUAGCCACAGCACCAGUGGUUGGGUUUUUUGAUGCUCACGUAGAAUUCAAUGUGGGCUGGGUCCAACCGGUCUUGAGUAGGAUCAAGGAAGAUCACACUCGCAUCAUAUUGCCAGCCAUAGACAACAUAAAAUACAGCACCUUUGAAGUGCAGCAAUAUGCCAAUGCAGCCCAUGGCUACAACUGGGGAUUGUGGUGCAUGUACAUAAUCCCACCACAGGAAUGGCUGGACAAAGGAGAUGAGGCUGCACCUAUCAGGACACCAGCAAUGAUUGGCUGUUCAUUUGUGGUUCAUCGGGAGUACUUUGGCGAAAUCGGUCUCCUAGAUCCCGGGAUGGAGAUUUACGGAGGAGAAAAUAUUGAACUAGGCAUGAGGGUCUGGCAGUGUGGAGGCAGCAUGGAGGUCCUACCGUGCUCGAGAGUGGCCCACAUCGAACGCACAAAGAAGCCGUACAACAAUGACAUUGACUACUACGCAAAGCGGAACGCACUGCGAGCAGCCGAAGUCUGGAUGGAUGACUUCAAGUCGCACGUUUACAUGGCAUGGAAUAUACCAAUAAAUAAUCCAGGGGUUGAUUUUGGUGAUGUUUCAGAGCGUGUGGCGCUGCGCAAGAGGUUGAACUGCCAUAGCUUCAGGUGGUACAGGGACAACGUCUAUCCUGAAAUGAGGAUCUACAACAACACCAUCACGUAUGGAGAGGUACGAAACAGCAAAGCGAGUGGCUAUUGCUUAGACCAAGGCUCAGAAGAGGAUGACCGAGCCAUUCUAUAUCCCUGUCAUGGCAUGACCUCACAGCUGGUUCGUUACACCAUUGAGGGGUUGCUGCAGCUUGGGCCCCUGGGAUCAACAAACUUUCUACCAGAUACCAAAUGUUUAAUCGAUGACAGAAGAAUCAAAUCUCCAAGUCUCAGGAAAUGUGACGAGGUACCCCGACCAAAUCAGAAACUCUGGAAUUUCACACAGAAUGGGCCAAUUAUCAACAGAGACACGGGUCGUUGCCUGGAAGUGGAAAUGACCAAGGACGCUAACUUUGGCCUGAGACUAUCCUUGCAGAAGUGCUCUGGGCAAAAAUGGAUAAUAAGAAACUGGAUCAAACAUGCCAAGCACUGAGCGCUGAGGGGAUUUACCUUUGUAUAUCUGUUUCCACAUGACAUUGUGACAUGUAGCCAAACACUCAUGAGACAUCGUGGGAUACACAGUGUGGGACCACCCAGUCAUUCUCAAUGAAGGGACUCGGACGGACACUUCCAUUUGGACAUUACUGACAACUGCACGGAAUUAGAUGAACAAUAAUGAUGUGCCUUUUUCACAUAUAAACUUCUCGACUGGAAACCAGUCCCUUAAGCAUGUUUGAUUUAUUGUAUUGGAACAGAAAACUGUCAAUAAUAAAAUUUAAACAAAAAAACA
Molecule: messenger RNA, 2103 nt
Organism: Carcharodon carcharias (great white shark)
Lineage: Eukaryota; Metazoa; Chordata; Chondrichthyes; Lamniformes; Lamnidae
Gene: galnt9
Product: polypeptide N-acetylgalactosaminyltransferase 9
Exons: 11
Coding region: 1-1806 (601 amino acids)
Cellular component (GO): Golgi apparatus
Source: RefSeq, a predicted model, not a curated record